GAUCUUCGAUACUUCAAAUAAUUUCAAAAGAGAUUCGGUGUUUUCAUAGAAUUUACAGAUACUCUUUAAUUCCUUAAUGUUUCUUCAGUAGAUAUGUUCCGAAGUAAAGUAAAUACAUCAUGUUUGAACACGAUCAUGUUGCCACGAGCAGCUGUGGCUCCCUUGUGCACUCCUUUCGGCGUACUGCUACUACUGUCGCUGCGUCGGAAGCUUUGCGUAGUACAGAGACCGUCCGCCUGGCUGGCUCGCCUGCGUCGUUCUCAAUCUUCACUACGGCGGCAGCAACUUUCUCAUUUCUACGUAUACAUUCGUCGUGCCACGGCUUUCUGGCUAGCCACGGCUACUACUUACGGUGUACACGUCAUACGAAACGUACAUUCAAAUGUACGUGUUUUUGAUGAUCGACGAGUCGUGACUCGUGAUAGCACUACUGCUAGUCUUUCGGUAACGGUGAGCCGCGACGCGCACUCAUUUCCGGGUUUACAACAGUCGAGUUCGAUCGAGUAUGGCCCCAGUCGGUAGGUAAGCGUGGGUCUUGGGCCGGCCAACGGGGAAUGAAUUCGAGCUAACGGUACAUAGCCACCCGACGGUGGCCACACGUUAACUCGAAGCGCCGCGAUGCCAGGCCACUCUCCUGAAAACCACGAGCUGUGAAAGUAGACACCCUCCUUCUUCUUACGGAUCCCAGUUUUAUCUUGAAUGACCUCGUCUCACCGCCCUCGUCGAACGCAUUCUUGUUUUCCAGUUAGUAAAUAAAAAUAUGUUUAACCGCGAAAACUUACGCUGCUAUUAAUAUUCUAUCGGAGAAAUAUCAACUAUGGCGGCGGUUACGCGCGGAGUAUAUUGUGAGAGCGAGGGGAAAGCGGCGCGUGCGCGCUUGUCGAUUAAACAGUCAACUCUUAUGGUAUCGUUCUAUUUACAGGUAUUAUAAUUAUUUUUACAAUUUUAUAAGAAUCGCGAAUUUUCGAAAAAAAUUUACUACAGUGCAAAAAAACACCUGUCCGUUGUUCUGUUUUACUCUCAAUUACUUCGUUUCCUUUACCACUACAAAGCGACACUAACUCUGUGCGCACCUAGCGGAGACUGAAGUGAGGUUAGGUCGAGAAUCGAUAUUUUGAAGAUAUUUCGAUAGCCGCCAUAUUUUCAUGUUAUUGCGCGCGUUAUAUGAAGAAUUUAUUGUAAAGUCAUCAUC
Messenger RNA from Apis dorsata (giant honeybee), 1192 nucleotides. RefSeq lists its product as uncharacterized. The coding region runs from base 94 to 522 and encodes 142 amino acids. The record is from RefSeq and is a predicted model, not a curated record. NCBI's taxonomy places the organism in Eukaryota, Metazoa, Arthropoda, Insecta, Hymenoptera, Apidae. The transcript has 3 exons.